Molecule: messenger RNA, 858 nt
Organism: Heteronotia binoei (common prickly gecko)
Lineage: Eukaryota; Metazoa; Chordata; Lepidosauria; Squamata; Gekkonidae
Product: androgen-induced gene 1 protein-like
Exons: 6
Coding region: 7-714 (235 amino acids)
Cellular component (GO): endomembrane system; membrane
Source: RefSeq, a predicted model, not a curated record
CCCAAAAUGGCUUUGGGGCUACAGUGCCAGAGGACCGUGACGGUUCUACACUUCCUCUGCUGCCUGUGGGCCAUCUUCGCCCUCGCCCACAACGUUGGGCUGCCCCAGUCCGCCCGCAGGGAAAGAGAAUACACCUAUGGGGGCUCCUGGAAACAUCUGACCUUCCUUAACCAGGUUUUGCAGACCAUACUGUUUUCGUUGUGCGUCAUCAUUGAUUCUGUAGGACUCUGCCUCAUCCCUUCCCAUGAGAGGAAAGUAUCAUCUUUAUUGGUGCCUGUGAGAGAUUUCAUCUUUGCAUCAUUAGUUUUUCCUGUUGGUUUAUUUGUAGCUGUUGCUUUCUGGGGUCUCUAUGCAUAUGAUCGAGAACUAGUGUACCCUAGAGAACUGGAUGAUGUUAAUCCAACGUGGCUUAAUCAUUCCAUGCAUACUACCAUCCUGCCCCUGCUUUUCAUAGAGCUUGUCAUAUCCCCGCAUAAAUAUGUUCGUAAAAGAAUGGGAGUUCUUGGACUUACCAUCUUCACAGUUUCAUACCUCUGCUGGAUCAUUUGGGUACACUAUGCAUCUGGGAUUUGGGCAUAUCCAGUAUUGGAAGUUCUCGACAUAUCUGGGAAAAUAGUAUUUUUUUCCAUUGCCUACUGUAUAGUGCUAAUGUUCUACUUCCUUGGGUGGCUGCUAACAAAAAAGUUAUGGGGAAGGCGCAGAAAACAAACAUAAGAGUGGACACGGUGAAAGAAGUAAGAUAAUUAAAAGUGCAAGCUCGCUUUUGGAACAUAAUGCAACUUUAAUCAAGAUGAAAGCAUUCAUCGCAACUGGUUCCUAAUCUUUUAUUGAAAAUAACCUUCCCCCCCCCAGGUACAU